Molecule: messenger RNA, 1296 nt
Organism: Myodes glareolus (Bank vole)
Lineage: Eukaryota; Metazoa; Chordata; Mammalia; Rodentia; Cricetidae
Product: phosphatidylethanolamine-binding protein 1
Biological process (GO): negative regulation of MAPK cascade
Source: RefSeq, a predicted model, not a curated record
ACUGCCACCACAGCGCCUCGCCAUGCCGGCAGACAUCAGCAAGUGGGCCGGGCCGCUGAGCCUGCAGGAGGUGGAAGAGCGGCCGCAGCACCCACUGCAGGUCACCUACGCUGGGGUGGAGCUGGAUGAGCUGGGCCAAGUGCUGACGCCUACCCAGGUUAAGAACAGACCCAGUAGCAUUUCGUGGGAUGGCCUUGACCCAGCGAAACUCUACACCUUAGUCCUCACAGACCCGGAUGCUCCCAGCAGGAAAGACCCCAAGUACAGGGAGUGGCACCAUUUCCUGGUGGUCAACAUGAAGGGCAACGACAUCAGCAGCGGCAAGGUCCUCUCGGAUUAUGUGGGUUCCGGGCCUCCCAGUGGCACCGGCCUCCAUCGCUACGUCUGGCUGGUGUACGAGCAGGACAAGCCGCUGAAGUGUGACGAGCCCAUUCUCAGCAACCGGUCAGGAGACCACCGCGGCAAAUUCAAGGUGGCGGCAUUCCGCAAGAAGUAUCACCUGGGAGCCCCGGUAGCCGGCACGUGUUACCAGGCGGAAUGGGACGAUUAUGUACCCAAGCUGUACAAACAGCUGUCUGGGAAAUAGGGCAGUCGCUUGCCAGUCCUGGCCACCCCCCUGCAGUGUCAUGGGUCUGAACAAUGAGUAGCAUGUCUCUCUCUUCUCGCUCCCUCCCUACAUAGGGGAGACUCUGGCUGUUUGGGGGCAGUAACUCUUGCUUGUUGCUUGCCCUUAAGACUCCAGUUUGUUUUGGUCAAAUUUAAGCUCCAUCUGGUGGCUAUUUGCCACUGUGAUGGGGUUAUUAUUCUGUUUUUAAAAGAAAAGGCAAAAAAAAAAAAAAAAAGAAAGAAAAAGAAAAGAAAAAAAAUCCAAGUAAAAAGACCAGGUGUACAAGAAAAAGGCUAAAUAUUCGUCGUUAGGAAGAGUUGUGAUGCCCGCUUCCGCCUUCAUUCUUAUCAGGAGCUGGUGCACAGUGGCCCCAUCUAAUGAGAUGUGUUUUAAAUCCUGUCUCCUGCCAGCACACCCAGAGACUUCGCUUCCUGGAUGAUCCCAGACAGCACAUCUGAAGAAGUAUUUGUGGCAUGUGACUCCAUUCAAAAGAACUGGGGAAAGCAAUAGGGAAGACAGCUUUCCUGGGGCCUACCUUGGUCACGGAGCACUGCUGCAGCCUGGUAGACAGUUGACAAGUCAAAUUCUGCUAAGUCAGCUGCUUCUCACUAGUGUAAGAAGAGCUAAUCUGGAGUUGCUUAUGUUGAUUCUGUUCACUUACUGUCAAAUAAAAUUAAAACCAAAAAUGA